Vitis riparia (riverbank grape) is the source of this 781-nucleotide messenger RNA. RefSeq names its product 23.6 kDa heat shock protein, mitochondrial-like. Bases 41 to 646 code for a protein of 201 amino acids. NCBI's taxonomy places the organism in Eukaryota, Viridiplantae, Streptophyta, Magnoliopsida, Vitales, Vitaceae. The record is from RefSeq and is a predicted model, not a curated record. The transcript is spliced from 2 exons.
UUCUAUCACAGUUCUCUUACGCUAUUACGCUCGAAGCUCCAUGGCUUCAUCUCUUGCUCCACGCCGUGCCGCCUCCUCUCCUCUCCUCGCAAAACUUGUCGGCACAAUCCGGGUUGCCUCUGCUUCUCGCUCCUUCAAUACCAACGCUCAGGUGGCCGACUACGAUGAUGGCGAAGACCGCCGCACCGUCUCUCGCCCCCGGUAUUCUCCUUCUAAUCUCUUUGCAGAUGCGUUUGAUCCGUUUUCUCGGACGAGAAGUUUGAUCCAGACGCUGAACUUGAUGGAUCGGUUCAUGAAGAGCCCAUUAGUGGCAGCAGCAAGAGGCAUGGGAGCUGUGUCGAGAAGAGGAUGGGACGUGAAGGAGGAGAAAGACGCUCUGUUCGUGAGAAUGGACAUGCCGGGACUGGGGAAAGAGGACGUGAAGGUGUCAGUGGAGCAGAACACACUCACGAUCAAAGGCGAAGGAGGCGAAAAAUCGGAGAACGAUGAGAGUGGAAGGAAAUACACCAGCAGAAUCGAUCUGCCAGCUAAGAUGUACAAGUUUGAUGAGAUCAAGGCAGAGAUGAAGAAUGGUGUACUGAAGGUGGUGGUUCCUAAAGUCAAGGAAGAUGGGAGGAAAGAAGUGUUACCAGUCGAUAUCGAUUGAGGUUCAACCUUCUGUUUUUGCUUGCAAAUUUUUCACUCUAGGGUUUGUUUAUCUUUUUAUUUAAAUCUAAAUAGAACUAAUAAUAUUAAGGAGGAUUAAAUAAUUAGGUUUAUUUUAUUUUAUUUUUAAUUUUUA